Molecule: messenger RNA, 432 nt
Organism: Rotaria sp. Silwood2
Lineage: Eukaryota; Metazoa; Rotifera; Eurotatoria; Philodinida; Philodinidae
Source: the annotation of a GenBank genome assembly
AUGGAUAACAUUAAAGAUGAUGAUCUUACUAAUCUAUCUUGGUUAAAAAAAUACUUUAUUCUUUGUCGGUUAGUUGAAUGUUCAAAUAGUCAUAUUGAUGAUGAUCUUCAAUGUCUCUGUUGGAUUAUUAAAAUACGACCAACUUCAUAUUCACUUAAACGACUAUCUGUAACGACGAAUAAAGUUAAGCAUUAUCGUAAUUCUAAUCGUUUAUUAUCAUAUCCCAAUGUUUUUGAUCACUCUCUUAAUACAGUAACGAAUGCAAUGAUUGAUACAGAAAAUUCAGAUACUAAUUCAACAUCACAACGAAUAUUAAUGUUACGAACAUUAAAUAAUCAUUUAUGUCCAAUGAAAACUGAUCAACAAUCAUUUAUUCUUAUGCAUUCAUCAAAUGGCAAAAUUUCAUAUUUAUCAAUUCGUCAUUUCGUCUAA